AGGAAAACGCAUGGAUUAGUGUUUACAACUCGUAUCAUCCUAGCUGAACCCGGCUUCACCCUACUGUCCAAAAUAGACCCAUGCAAUAUAUUCGGACUGGUCUUGUAUAGGAAAUCUUAUAACACAGGCCUUUUUUUUUACUGUCUUUGGAGAGGUCUAAGGGGUUGUUAUUGCAGGCUCGCUGUGUGAUAUCUGUCGCAGCGUCGGGCCACCCACCAUCUGUGGAAGUGGGACAAGGGAACAGAUGGCGCAUUCGAGGGUACUGACGCUGACCAUUAUAAAUAGGACAGCAUUGGAGAUGCAUACCACUCGAUAAAAUAAAAGGCUGUCGUUAACAUACAUUAGCCUGUGUUUUGCAAUGCCAGAGUGAUUUGAAUGAGAGUGUUUGCAUUGACUACACUGGUGCGCGACGAUUUGACCACUGGAACUUAAUCCCAUUUGACGUGUCUGCGGCUCGGUGAACAAUGGUUGACAACCGAUACGCAACGGCUCUGGUCAUCGCCUGUGUGCUGAGUGUACUGGCCACCGUUUAUCUGUCGGUGGCCAUCGGGACGAAGCACUGGUACCAGUACAGCAGCCCCACGGUGCGCGGAGAGGCUAACGUGUCCGAUCUACGCUCCCUGUAUGAGGAGUUCAUGGAUGAGGAGUUUGACGAGAAAACCUACAGCGACACCCUGUUCCGCCUCAACGGGACUGUGGGCCUCUGGUGGCGGUGUGUGAUCGUCCCUUCCAACGCUCACUGGAAUAAGGAGCAAGAUGCCAAAAUGAUGCUGGAGUGUCGAAGCUUCAGCCUACCUCAACAGUUCACUCCCAAGUAUAAAGAACCAGGCAACCACAACAGUGGAGAGGACAUGCUGCGCACCUAUAUGUGGAGGUGCCAGUUUCUGCUGCCACUGGUGUCCUUGGGUCUGGUGGUGUUGGCAGGCCUGACUGGGUUCUGUGCCUGCCUCUGCAGAAGCCUCACCCCCGUCCUUGGCAUAGGAGUACUUCACCUGCUGGCUGGCCUCUGCACUUUGGCCACGGUGUGUUGCUACCUGGCGGGGAUGGACCUGCUCCACAGGGUGUCAAUGCUGCCUGAUAAGGUGGAUGGCUCCUUGGGCUGGUCCCUCUACUUGGCCCUAAUUUCCUCACCGCUCCACAUGAUGGCCGCUGCGUUGCUGCUGUGGGCAGCACGCAGCCACAGUCAGAAUUACUACCGAAUGACCGCCUACCGGGUGGCAUAGACUGGUCAUAUCAGUCUCUCUGCACAGUUGAAAUUCAUACCCCACUCUGUCACCAAGAUGCAUUUUAUAUUGAUCUCACAGGAAAAGGAUGUAGGUUAAUCUGUACAUGUUGGCCACUGUGGGAUUAAAGUGCAUGUCAUUAUAUCUGCUGCAUUAUAAGAUUGGAUCACUCUAUGGGAAUUAGUUUGAAAAAGAUCAACCAGUAAGAGUUACAUAUAUUUGCUUCAAUUGGAAAACAGUUUUGGAUCCCACAAAUUAAAUUGCUGAUAUUGAGAAUACAGCUAAAAAUAAACAGGACAAGAAUCACGAGUGGUCUACGUUAUCAGAAAUGUUAAACAAAUCCUCAAAUCAGCCAGAUUUAUUCCAAUAAUCAAGUGAUAAAAGUAUGGCUUGUAUGAAACAGAUUCAAUUUGCACUUCAGAGUUCAGAGUUAGAUUCUUGCCCUGUCAAGGUAGAUUAAAUGGAUGUUGCUGUGUUCCCAUUACAAAUACAACAUAACUAUAUGCACAUCACAUAUUUAUGAAAAGAUUUAAACGUAUAUUAGACCAGAUCCUACUGGAAUCGCAACAUCAGCGGUUUCAACCGAGUUUUGGAGAUUUAUCAAUCCAACUAAAAAGACUCAAAUUGUAAUAAAUAGGAAUUGCCAUCAAAGAAUAAAUUAAAAGCUAUCCUGAUCCCUAAGACUGUUGUUGACUAUUGUUCUCCAAUGUAAUGCACAUGCCAGACAGAAAAGCCACAUUUUAAAGUGGAAUUGGGGACUCUUAGGAUUCUCGGAAUACAAAAGAAAAAGUGUUGAGCGUUUUAAAACACAAUUCUUUAGCUCGAAGGUCGCAGGUUUAUUUGAUACUAUAAAGAAUAUUGUAUACAAUACUACAUAAUGUGUAGUAUGAGUCGGGAAUUGGAACUCACUGUUCAGGAGGUGACUUUCAAAUUUUUGCAUCUAUGGUCACACCUAGAGUCAGGAGGGUGUGGUGACAUUUCCCCUUUAUUGCACUGGCGGAAAACACCUGGCACAGCAAGUACUGGUGCCGCCCUGAGCUUGAUCCUCUGUCAUUGCAGAAAGAAAACUCAUCCAUGAAAUAUUUUGUUAUGCCGAGUCUGCGGUUGUGCAAUCAGUUUCUUACUUUCGCUGCUUCAAAACAUGGUUGGCAUUUAUGAAGAGUACAGUAAGAGAGGCUAUGACUAUUAUGUAUAUAUAUUAACCCUAAAUCCCUUUUUUAAGUAACGUUUAUUUAUUCAUGGCCAUUCAGACUGUGUUUAUGUUUAUAAUGUGUUACCCAAAUUAAUUGUUUUCUUUGCUGUUGUUUUUUAUUUAGCAUUUUUGGACUAACUUUGUAUUUUUUUUUGUAGAACAAAUCAAGAAGGUGUAUUGUCUUCAACAUAGUAGUGGUUUUCCAGCCGUUUAGUGUAUGAUUUGUUGCUAUCACGUGCCCAUAUUUAUGGAUUUCCUUUGUGAAUUCAGCUGUAUUUGUUAUUAUGUAUUUCAUUUCAAUGUAUUCCUUUUAUUUCAAAUGUGUUACUACCAUUUUAAUUCAACAGGAUUCAAGGGAACCAGUUUUUUCCCUGUUAGGCAUUCUGAAUGUACUUAAAGGCCAUAUUGUGAGAAUCUAAAUUAUUCCUUUGCACUUAAAUUAUUUUUAAACAUAUCCUGAAAAUGGCUGUAGUCGUAAGUAGUGAAUUUUCUAUUUUUUGAAGAUCUAAGCGUUCUCAAAAUAAAACAAGUUUAGAGAAAGAUGGAAAACUAUGCUAAGUGUUUGCAGAUAUAUAGAUUACCACAAGCUUCCCACUUUCAGAAAAGUCUGUGAAAUGAUGCACUGCGUGUGGUAUGGUUGAUAUUGUGAUAACCAGAUUGUAUUUUGCAUUUUCAGCCUUUUAAUUCAAGAAAUUGUUCCAUCCCUAAAUCCACUGUAGCAUAACUAUAUCAGCAAUUGUCCAUGUAUGACUGUGCUUUUGUGAAUCUAAAGUGAAUGUGUUUCUGAGCUCAAACGGUUAAUAACUGUCCAAUUAAAUAUCAUGUGUGAGUGUAAACGAGUGUACACAUGCAAGCAACGUUUCAAUAAAAGAUUUUGUAAAAUA
Eleginops maclovinus (Patagonian blennie) is the source of this 3299-nucleotide messenger RNA. RefSeq names its product claudin domain-containing protein 1-like. Bases 465 to 1223 code for a protein of 252 amino acids. Gene Ontology annotation, cellular component: membrane. The transcript has 4 exons. NCBI's taxonomy places the organism in Eukaryota, Metazoa, Chordata, Actinopteri, Perciformes, Eleginopidae. The record is from RefSeq and is a predicted model, not a curated record.